Molecule: messenger RNA, 4124 nt
Organism: Limulus polyphemus (Atlantic horseshoe crab)
Lineage: Eukaryota; Metazoa; Arthropoda; Merostomata; Xiphosura; Limulidae
Product: chromatin assembly factor 1 subunit A-like
Exons: 14
Coding region: 359-3595 (1078 amino acids)
Biological process (GO): nucleosome assembly
Cellular component (GO): CAF-1 complex; nucleus
Source: RefSeq, a predicted model, not a curated record
AGUCGGGGUGAGAAAAGGAUCAAAUGAGGAGGAGGAACGAAACUGUGUUGGAUUUAGAAAGUGUACUGUCGAGGGACUUUUUAUAUAUGUAACUGUUUUUUUUUAAGUUAUAGUUGAAGUCUUAUUACGUUGAAAUAUAUCCGUGUUUAGAUUCCAAAUAUUAUUUAUCGGAACGCAAACACAAAGAUAAAGAAAUAACAUUAUAAGCUUAGUACAUUAGUCGUUAUUAUGAUGUUAUACUAAAAGUAAAUUAGUCAGAAGUUAUAACUUAUAAGUUAUUACUCUUUACUCAAACGUGUGUGCUUUGAACAGGUCUUUGAAACUAAGGAAAGAGAAAAGACAGAAGUGUUGAAAAAACAUGGAAAUUAUAUUGAAAGAUGAGGCAGCUUCAAGCAAACCUUUAAAACAAGCACGACUUCCUUUCAAAGUUUUAGAUAUCAGCAGUACACUUCAGACUUCAUCACCAAAUCAAAAGAAGAGAAAACUUUCUGAUGACGAUGUAGGAAAAGUUUCCAAGACGCCUCGUGAAGAAUUUUCAACCAAAGAAUGUGUGUCACUAGCAAACAAUCCAAACACAAUAGAUACUUCAGCUGAAGCUGAAAAUAUUCCUGUAGUGAGUUCUAAGGCUUGCCCAAUUUUAGAGGUCUGUGACAUUCAAAACCAACAAGGUGGAGUUGUAGACCAUAAUAUUCAAGAUUCAAUCAGAGAUAUAGGAAGUGAAAGUAAAACUGAGGUGAAUGUUCAACCUGACCAACAAAUUACAGAUUGUGAUACACUUAACACACAAACAAUUGAGCAUAAUAAGACUGAUUCUAGUCUAUUAUCAAUAGAUCUUGAGAAAUGCCCAGGUAACAAAACUGCUGAAAGGCAUUCAGAACAACCUGAAGAAAUGGAAAAUACAAACAAUACUGAAGAUUUGGAGCAUUCCAGUCCAGGAGACACUUCAGUUUCUUCAGUGGAAGCAGAAGAUACAAGCAUGAUUGAAAGUAAAGAUGAAGAUACUGCUGUAGUAGAAACAUCUGAUACAAGUAAGAUAUUUGGAGAAUCAAAUGAAGAACAUGGAAUUAAAAGAACACUUUCUCAGAGGUCUGUGACAGGAGAAACAAAAAAGGAAAAUGGUAAAGGCAGAAAAGUUUCCCUUGAAACAAAUGAAGAAAGGCUUAAGAGAAAGGAACUUAAAAAACAAGAGAGAGAAAGGUUAAAGAAAGAAAAGGAAAGGAUCCAGAAAGAAGCAAAGGAAAAAAAAGAACGUGAACGUCUGGAAACAAAGGCCAAGAAAGAAAAAGAAAAACAGGAAAAAAAGGAUAAAGAAGAGAGAGAAAAACAAGAAAAGAUCCGCAUGAAACAGGAGAAAAAAGAGAAGGAAGAAAGAGAGCGUCAAGAGAAAUAUAAACAAAAAGAGGAAGAAAGACAAAAAAAGCUGCAAAUUUUAAAUGCUAAGUUGGAAGAAAAGAAAAAAAAGGAUGAAGAGAGGCAGAAAAAAUUAGAGGAAAAGAGAAAAGCAGAAGAAGAAGAGGAAAGAAAAAAAGAAAAGGCAAAGGCUACAUUUGCAAGUUUUUUUGUAAAAACAGAACCUAAUCCUAUCACCAAUGAGGAAAAACAGCAAGGAAUUUUUCUGCCAUUUGAAGUAACGAAAAACAUGGUACUUGCUCCUGUUGUUCCUGAAUUCAGUAGUGCUAAUUUUGACAAAGAAAAUAUGGAAAAACAGUUACAAGGCCAGGUACCACAUAUGGUAUACCUGGAAGAGUUAAAAACAGAGAAAUACAGACCUUUCUGGACCAAGAAAUGUCAAAAAGUUGAAAAAGAGGAAGAAGAAGAUAUUUUUAUUGAAUCUGAAGAGCGAAAGAUGAGGCCAAAACUUAAAGUGAAAUUGUUGCAGUUUUGUGAGAAUGUGAGGCCACCUUACUGGGGCACCUGGAGGAAGAGAAGUACAAGUGUGAACCCCAGAAGACCAUUUAGUAGAGAUGUAAUAUUUGACUACGAAGUUGACAGUGAUGAGGAGUGGGAAGAAGGAGGCCCAGGAGAAAGUUUGUCGGGAACUGAGGACGAAAAAGAAAGUGAAGAUGAGUACGAAGUGGACAACGAAUUUUUUGUUCCCCAUGGCUACUUGUCAACAGAUGAAGAGCAGGAUGAUGAAGGAAAUCCGCUGACAAAAGAACUUAAUCCUAGUCAACUUUUGCAAAUAGGGAUGGAUGGUCCAAAUGUUAAUUGGCCAUUCCAUGAGAAAUUAGAAUCAGAGUUAAAAACUAAAAAUUCAGACCCAUUUUUAAUCAACAUUGGGUUUUGUGAUCUCCACACAGUCCAUGGGGCUCUUCAAGAAUUUGAAGCUGAGAGGAAGAACAAGUGUCCUACCUUGAAGCCUCAAAUGAUUGGUUGUUUGUGGGAUGAUGAUGACGAUAGACCAGGUCAGGAAGAACUACGCAAGGCUCUGGAGCAAUACCGAGCAGUAAUUCUUGCUACUAGACCCAUAGCUACAUCCUUAUCUUUAGCAAAGCUCUCAUGUGAAGAUGAUAUUUCCAUGAUUAAUUCUAAUGGUUCAGCAGCAAACACUACAAUGGUGGAUGGUGGAACUCCCAGACAAAGUCAGAAACGUCCUGUUCCUGAGGAAGCAAUACCUCAUCUGAUUCGUUUGAUUCAUGCAAAUGUUCUUGGUCGGCAUGUCCUGAUUCGAGAAUUCCAGCAGUACUGGGUUCAGUUCUGUGAAAGAAACAAUCAAACAAGUGGGCGAGAAAGUAUCAAUAUCCCAAAAAAUUCAACUCAUCUUCAAUCUGCUAGUGAUGAGGAGCAGGGACAGAAAACUGAUGCUGUAAUUUCUCGAGCAUCUCCUGUUAAUGAUAAAAAUUUCCGCUAUAAGAUUUCUAAACGUCAGCUUGAGAUAACCUUUCAAAAAAUAGCAUCCUGGAAACGAUGUGACCUUCCCUCCUUCAACAAAUUCUGUUGGUGGAUCCAUCAAGAUGUCCUUGAAAAAUAUGGCCUUCAAGAUCUUCCCAUUCCUAACAGAUGGCAGUAUGUGUCACGUAAAGAUCCUGAGCCUGUUCAGCCAGUCUCAACACCAAGCAGUGGUACAGGUAAUAAUUGUUCAAUCACUAAGUUCACUUGCAGAAUUGACAAGUCUUCUCCAAACAUUGUCUCCCCAAGGCCAUUAUGUGAAACAGAAACCCAUAAGGAACGAAGAAGAAUUACUCCAACUCUUCUCUCCAGCCUUUUACCCUCAAAAGAUAAGCAAGUUAUCUGUGGUGAUGAUAAGAAGACAACUCAGCCAAUCCUAAAGUUUACUCGGAGAAUUACUCCUGUCACACUUUUGUCUACUACAUGUAACACACUGGGUAACCUGAAGCCAUCCAGUCCAGCUCUAAACUCCAAAAACACACAGUUUGAUAAGGAAGUAGGUUCUGUUUGCCAUGAAACUGAAAAACAUGAUUUUCAAACUAGACCAGACAGAAUGGCUCUGAAUAUUAUAUCCAUUGAAAAAGAUAAGAAUAAGGUUUCAUCUUUUCCACAUCAGGAGGCUGAGGUAUCUUCAAAAAAUUUCUCUAGAGCAGAUUGCUCUGGAAGUGAGUCCAUAGUUGAGGCAGAAGUUAUUGUAAUAGAUUAAGUAAAAAAAUAGCAAAUGGAUAUCACUGUUUUAAAAAGUUAAUGUGAGAAUAUGACGUAGGAAUCCAUCUUGCUCAAAAAAUUAAACCUCAGAUACAUUGUUUUAACUGUUUAAGUGAUUGACACACUACAAAUGUUCAGGUAUUGAUUUCUGUGUGAAACUUUGGAAAACGACUGCUUUUGAGGCUGUAAUAAAGUGAACAAAACCUCCAGUAAUUAGUUCAUAUAUUAUACUACUAAAUGCAUUUAGUUUGAUUUUAGAGGUUGAAUGCAAGUGAACAGUGUGUUUGGGGGGGGGGGCUCAUCCAUUUGGCUUUUUGCUUAUUUUAGUUUUAAGUUACAUACAGCUUCAAUAGUUGGUCAAAUUGUACAAAAUGUUUUGAAAAUUGGCAGUUCUUGCUUCAAAAAUUAGUGUUGCAGACAAAGUAACGAGCACUGAACUGGUUCCUUUUUUAUAAGCUUAAUCUUUAAAGGAUAAUCAUUUUUGUAAAUGGACAUUUCGAGAAAUUAAAAUAUUUUCAUAACUUUGA